This is a messenger RNA of Anneissia japonica, 3727 nucleotides long. RefSeq names its product ubiquitin carboxyl-terminal hydrolase 10-like. The transcript has 14 exons. Lineage: Eukaryota; Metazoa; Echinodermata; Crinoidea; Comatulida; Comatulidae. Gene Ontology annotation, biological process: regulation of autophagy; DNA damage response, signal transduction by p53 class mediator; protein deubiquitination. The record is from RefSeq and is a predicted model, not a curated record. Bases 119 to 2425 code for a protein of 768 amino acids. Gene Ontology annotation, cellular component: cytosol; nucleus. Gene Ontology annotation, molecular function: cysteine-type endopeptidase activity; cysteine-type deubiquitinase activity.
AACUACAAACCAAUCCGAAACUUCCUUUUUUCGAACCGUUGGAUUUGGCCGCUCUGAAGGUAUCAGAUCAUGGGCAUGAGAUGAUUUUGUGAAUGUAGAGCUCCGUUAUUCUUCAAAAAUGAGCCUCCCAAAUACAAUUUUAAGUUUUGGGGAUUUCAGUGAAGGUGAUGAAGUUGGAAGUCUGAACUAUCUUCUGGCCUCCUUAGGCAGACCAAUUAAAAACUCCAAACUUGAGUUACCUUGGAAUGAAGAAGAGCAUUUAAAGGAAGUUUCAGCAGAUACUGUGCCUAAUGAAGCUACUGGAAUUAGUUUUGGAACUGUCGACUUAAAAGGAGAGAACUUUAGUUUUACAGUUGGAAAAAGUUCUUUGAAUUCUUCUGUUAAAAAUACUGCAGUUGAGUUUGAUGAUAAGGUAUUUGGACAAAGUCAUUCUGAUGACAGACACAGAAAGCCACGGCGCAAUAAAAAGAAAAGAGAUGAGAGGUAUUAUGAGGACUUUUACAAGAAUCAAGAAUUUACUAAUGAUGAUGCAAGCCAGAAAGCAAUAGAAAAAGAAACAUUCAAACACCAAAGUUACCCAGUCAAUGAACUAUUGAAUAAAACACAAAGUGAAAUAGGACACAACGUGAACCAAAACGCAGAUGUUAUAAAUUUUUCAACUGCCAGUAACAGAACUAUUAAUCUUGAACAAAGUUACAUGCCAGAUCUUAUCCCAAACAUUGCUUCUAUGCAGGGGGCUGGAAAUGUUCAACAACAGAUCCCCACCGACAGACAAAACGAACACAACAAUGUUGUUAAAAACUUAGCUCAAGUCCAACAGAAUAGCGUUGCAUCGGCAGCUGGUGAAUGUUUUGAAAAAACAUUAGGUAAUAAUGCUGAGAACACCACAUCAACUGAUGAUGAUAAAGCAAACGAGGAAAGUGAAUCAAAUAUAGACAUACCACUGAACAAAAUAGAAGCUGUAGGUAAAACAGAACAAGAAAGUACAUAUUCAAAUCUGCAGAGUACGAAUGAAUCAAAGGAUGGUGCACAAAUGAGGGUGCCAGAGCAAAACCAGCCAGUUGUUAACAAGCCAUCAUCCUGGGCUGGACUAUUUAGUAAGCCUGCUAUGAACACUAAAGGAAAGCCGGAUGUAGCCGAAAACAAGGUUCAUUCAGUGCCAGAUCCAGCUGCAAUUAAACAGAUUGUUGAACAAAUUGAUGAAAGGAAACCUGUUUCUGUAGACUUUGACUCUUACGCUAAACAGCUUGGAGAUUUAUUAUCUAAAGUGCAAUUAAACCACCGUCCAGUUGCUUGGCAACCAAGAGGUUUGAACAACAAAGCUAACUGGUGUUAUAUUAACAGUAUCUUGCAAGCUCUGCUAUUUUGCCCUCCGUUUGGCAAUCUCAUUAGAUCAAUACCAGUUCAAGUUAAAGAGCGACUACCAACAUCCACGCCAAUGCUGGACUGCAUAAUUGACUUUGUGAACAUGUACGAAGUGAUGCCACAUCGACAGUCUGGCAAACGAAUCACAGAUAUUCAAACAGGCAGCACCUUUGAACCAGUCCAAGUCUACCAGAUGUUAUCACGUGCCAAAACAUCUUUCUCUGUUGAGGGACGUCAGGAAGAUGCUGAGGAGUUUCUAGGCUGUCUACUCAAUGGCAUGCAUGAAGAAAUGCUAGCACUGAUGGCAGUUGACAAACCUCAAUCAACAAGUAAAGGUGUUUCAAAUGGUCUAGAAAAUGAUAAUGAAGAAGAUGAUGAAUAUGAGGAGGACGAGGAUGAAUGGCAUCAAGUGGGACCAAAAAAUAAGAGCAGUGUCACUAGAGAGGCUCACUUUGACAAGUCACCAAUUUCAGAAAUAUUUGGAGGUCAGAUGAGGUCAAUCCUUCAUCAGUCUGGUUCUCGUGAAUCUGCUACAUUGCAACCAUUCUUCACUUUACAGUUAGACAUUCAAUCCAACAACAUAUGGAGUGUUUCUGAUGCUUUGGAGCACAUGGUAAGCAAGGAGACGUUGCAUGGAUACACUUGUAGCAAGACAAAAACGGAGGUAGAAGCCUCCAGGAGGAUCACUAUUGAGAAGCUUCCUCCAGUUCUGGUUCUUCAUUUGAAGCGCUUCAUUUACGAUAAAUCUGGUGGUUGCCAGAAAAUGAUGAAAAGGAUUGACUAUUCAGUGGAUUUAGAACUAGGCAAAGAACUAUUUUCAUCAACUGUGAAAGGGAAGCUUGGUGGUUCUCAACGUUGGUACAAGCUGUUUGCUGUUGUUUACCAUCUUGGGGAGGAAGCAUCAGGAGGUCAUUACAUCACAGAUAUCUUCCAUCCAGCGGUUGGUGGCUGGUUGCGGACUGAUGAUAGUAUAGUGAAAGUAGUCCCAGUAAGCCAGGUCCUAAAGCCAACACUCCCACGGCUUCCGUACUUGCUUUUCUACCGGCAACGCGACUUGUGAAAUGGUUUAUGGUUGAGUUAUUUCAGGAAUUUUGCCUGUUAUAGACAUUCGGUCAAUCAACGGUUCAGUGGAAGAUGUAUGGUCUUAAAAAUACAAAAUAACUAAUGUUGUUUAAUUGAAGGAAACUAAGUACAUAGAUAAACUAUUGUUUAGAGGGAGGUAUCCAGACCUAGUUAUAUAAUCAACAUAGUUUGAGUGAAAUGUAUGACUUGUUGAAUGGAGGGUGUAGGCCUAAAAAUACAUUGACUGUACAAGAGAAAGAGCCAAUGUUAAAUACCAAGAAGAGCACUACAGAUUAAUCCAUAAUGUAAUCUGAGGGCCUUCAUAUAGGGCAGCAAAUCCUAAUGUGGGCAUUGGUUGAAUAAUGUAAACAAAGACUUAAAAAAUACUGCCAUCAGAAUCAUGUCAUCAGCCUUGAGUAUAGGAAUAAGAUUUUUAGUGAUUUUAUACAAACUCUAUGUUCAAAUUGUCUAUUAUUUACAUUAAACGAUUGAUACAUACAGGCUUAGAAAAGAAGCCAUCAAGGUGUUUUUAGUUAUCUCAUUGUUGGAAGUUAUUUGUCAUUUAAUAUUGGACUUGUGUGGUCUUACAUGGCCAUUCAUACAAGUUUGAUUAUAUUGCAAAACCCUGAUUUAUAUUUAAAAAUUUUUGAUUGAUAUGUUUCCAAAGUUUAUGAACGAAUGUGAGCUAACCGUCACAUCCAUGGUUGAAGAAUUAAUCAGCAUUGUGCAGUUACAUUAAAAUGGAUAACUUAAAGGAAACUGCAGCCUAUAAUGUUCUGUAUUAGGUUUGUACUACUAUAAAAAAAAAAAAAAAAUAGAAAAGUUCAUGAUGUAGUAUUACAUCCAGCAAAAUAGAAACCAUUUAAAAUUAAGGUAGAAACAACCAGUUUUCACUUAAUGGGUUUGGUACUGUAGAAUAACAUCUUGUUCUGUGAUGUCACAUCUCAUGCAUGUGACAAUGCAGAAGAAUCAAACUGAUAAUGUUAACACCUGAUAAAAUUGGGCUUUUUAUUAUUCCAAUUAAUAACUAAAAGCAAUUAAUGAUGAAGAAAAAAACAACAAGAUUAUUAUUGUAAAUAUUUUGUUCUUGAAGUUGAACUAAAAUGAUAUUAUAUAUUUAAGAACAUAGUGUAAGUAUAUUUUCUGAAACAGGUUGGUUUGUACUUUUUCUGUACAAGUAAUUACAGAUACAGUAAUUUGAUUACCGUCAACAAAGUUGGCAAUUUAUCUUCGUUAACGAACUCAAAGUUCAGUGCCGACUGUAAUCAUGUAAAUUUAUUAAUAAAUGAACUUACCUGUA